Clupea harengus (Atlantic herring) is the source of this 2628-nucleotide messenger RNA. It is a transcript of the gene rbms2b, whose product is annotated as RNA binding motif, single stranded interacting protein 2b. Gene Ontology annotation, molecular function: RNA binding. The record is from RefSeq and is a predicted model, not a curated record. Lineage: Eukaryota; Metazoa; Chordata; Actinopteri; Clupeiformes; Clupeidae.
CCCCAGAUUCCAAGCUGAAUUUCCCUAGCUGACGUCAGCUGACUGUCUUGGCUGUACUAGCCGCUCCGGACAUAGUGCUGUAAAAAUGCUGCUCUCUGUGCCGCCAAGGACAGGAAUCAACCCAUAUAACGACUAUACCAGCAGAACCAGUAAAAAGCCGACGUAUGUGUCCUCCAAUCAACAGAUGGCGCCACCCAGUCCCAGCACCACCGCCACCACCACCAGCAGUAGCAGCAGUAAUGGGUGCAGCAGCUUCGCUGACCAGCUGAGCAAAACCAACCUCUACAUCCGCGGCCUUCACCCUGGGACCACAGACCAGGAUCUCGUCAAACUCUGUCAACCGUAUGGCAAGAUUGUGUCAACAAAGGCCAUUAUGGACAAGACCACCAACAAGUGUAAAGGUUAUGGCUUUGUGGAUUUUGACAGUCCAGCAUCGGCACAGAAAGCGGUGACUGCACUGAAAGCUAGUGGGGUCCAGGCUCAGAUGGCCAAGCAACAGGAGCAGGAUCCCACCAACCUGUACAUCUCCAACCUGCCAAUGUCUAUGGAUGAGCAGGAGCUGGAGAGCAUGCUGAAGCCCUUCAGCCAGGUCAUCUCCACCCGCAUCCUCCGAGAUGCCAGUGGCACCAGCCGUGGCGUUGGCUUUGCCAGGAUGGAGUCAACAGAGAAAUGUGAGACCAUCAUUCAACAUUUUAAUGGCAAAUAUAUAAAGACUCCUCCUGGCGUACCAGUGCCCACGGAGCCCCUGCUGUGUAAGUUUGCGGACGGAGGACAGAAGAAGCGACAGAGUCAGGGGAGGUACCAGCAGAAUGGACGCCCCUGGACGAGGGAAGGGGAGACGGGAGGAAUGACGUUGACCUAUGACCCCACCCCAGCCUUACAGAAUGGGUUCUACACAUCUCCCUACAGCAUGGCGCCCAACCGAAUGAUCGCGCAGACCUCCAUCUCACCAUACAUGCAUUCUCCUCUAUCCACCUAUCAGGUACACAGUCCAUCCUGGAUCCAUCCUCAGUCAUACCUCAUGCAGCCCAAUGGACACCUGACACCUACCAUGGAGCACCCCAUGUCCAUCCAGCCUACCUCCAUGAUGGGCCCCCUCGCGCAGCAGCUCAGCCACCUAUCUAUGGGCAACGCUGGCACGUAUAUGUCUGCCAACACAGCUAUGCAAGGGACCUACAUCCCCCAGUACACUCAAGUGCCUCCCUCCAGCGUCUCAGUAGAGGUGAGAAACGACGGAAAGAAACAGUGGGGAGAGUGUUGGGGAGCAGAUGCUUAUUCCUGGGGUGACACGUGCUUCUUUCUCCCGCAGGAAAACAACGUUCCACAACAGCAGGUCGCCAUAGAGACCCCGACAGAACACACCACCUACUCCUACCAGCACAGCAAAUGAGGAGGAGUGUGAAUCCUGCGGAGGUCCACCGGGUGCAGGCGAGUGUUUCUCUCUGGGACAAGGACAUGGGCUACCUGAAGCUAAGUGCUGAAAGGCUCUCAAUCCUACACGGACAAACACAGAUGUUGAAGACAAGAACUGAGGUUUUUUUUCUAAAAAAAAGAAGACGAAAGACCAAAAAAAAAAGAACAACAACCACAAAAAAAAAAAAAAAAAAAAACACCAAAAAGGAGAGACAUUUUCCAAACAUCUUUUUUUGUUCCCUCUGGGCAGCAGGAUAGCCCUGUGUGGAGGACUGCUUGCACAGAGUGUCGAAACUGCUGCAUUUAAGAAGAGACUCGAAAGCUAAAGAAAUGAACGAAACUGGCUAAGAAAAUAUCAAAGUCAACACACGCGUACACACUUACUAUCAGACUCACAAACAAGCAUAGACAGGGACUGAUGGAAACUGACCCCCAAACACACACUGACACGAAGGCAACACAAACACAUAGAGAAAAGUUAUUUUUCUGCACGUAACACAACAAAUUCUUUUUUUAGUCCAGAGUUAAAUGAGAAAAUUGAGGCUACAACACCACGUGUCGUUUUAGAAAUUUAGUAUGAUUUAUUUGUUCUUCUCUUUUUGAAGUGUCAUUUUGAAUUCUUAAGCUGUUAGCUACAGUGAAAGCAUUUUUGUACAGGUCAAUAGGUCAUCCAGCAAUGAAUAUGUCCUUUUUUUGCAAUGAUGUGGCUUUAUUUUUUAACUAAUUAAAAGGUUUUAUGUGAAAAGAUGAACAAACUGCUUAAAGCUACCUUGUUCUGAUGACAUCAAAGCGGUGUUUUCUCAAAAUUGUUAAGUUCUCAAAGAAUUGUGAACAUAGGUAAUUCAGGCAGUGAUUAAGCCUACCAUAGGUACAAAAUAUAUUUCGCUGGUCUGUAAAGUUUCAGCAGCACACAUAGCCAAAUCGGGAUUAACUUAAAUCAGAAGUUAAAUGCUCAAGAAACUUGUCUGAGGAUUUUAGGCAUUUUAUAUCAUCUGACUGAAAAAACGAAAAUUAAAUUUCUGUUGGAGGCCAGAAAACUACAUGUAAUGCCUGCAUAUUCUCUGGUGGUGCUAUUUUUUCUGGUGGGACAAGUCUGCCCCCUGUCUUCACCUCCAUACUCUGAGAGUCCAUGUCAUUCGAUAAACACCCCUCCCAUGCAAAGUAGCUUUAAGCAGUUCUGAUGGAUGGUUUAGGAAUAAACUGUCCAAUACCUCA